Messenger RNA from Aspergillus japonicus CBS 114.51, 2373 nucleotides. RefSeq names its product bifunctional aminopeptidase/epoxide hydrolase. Bases 187 to 2184 code for a protein of 665 amino acids. The transcript has 11 exons. Lineage: Eukaryota; Fungi; Ascomycota; Eurotiomycetes; Eurotiales; Aspergillaceae. Gene Ontology annotation, molecular function: zinc ion binding; aminopeptidase activity; epoxide hydrolase activity. Gene Ontology annotation, biological process: proteolysis. Gene Ontology annotation, cellular component: cytosol. The record is from RefSeq and is a predicted model, not a curated record.
CGGCCACAACCGGCCCUUGCCAUGAUGUCUGGUAACCUACCACCUCGAGGCCGAAUUGCUGCCUUCUCGAGGACAUCAGAAGCCGCUUACCUGCGGCGCAGUUCAUGUGUGGGUAUUUUUUACUAGGACACACUACUUACUGGUGUAAGGCAUAUUUUCUCCUAGUGCCGUUCAUUUAUUCUUGUUAUGCUCGGCGUUUCUCUGGCCCUACUCUGGCGAACAAGCUUUCCGCGGGGAACAAUUCGCACGUCUCCAUCUACUCUCAGUUUCAGACCCCUCAUUCGCAUAUCCCGGAGUGUUCAAAAUUCUCGAGCUUCCACACGUCGUAGCAUGGCGACCAUCGUCAAUGUCCCGAGGGAUCCCAAUACCCUCAGCAAUUACCACAACUGGCGAUGCAACCACAUCACUGCCAAUUUUGAUAUUCUCUUUCAUGAGAAAAAGCUCGUGGGCAGCGUCACUCAGACGUUCCAGUCAGCCACCGAUGGUGAGUCGCAGGAGAUUAUCUUGGACUCAAACCAUGUGGAUAUUGGUAGCGUCAGCCUUGAUGGCAAGCCUUUGACUUGGGAGCUUCUUCCGCCCUCCGAUCCCUACGGCAGGGCGUUGAAGAUCAAACUUGACCGGAGUGUGCAGAAGAAUGAGACGAUCGACAUCGAGAUCGCUCUUCAAACCACUGAGAAAUGCACUGCCCUUCAGUGGCUGACCCCGGGUCAAACCUCUAAUAAAAGGCAUCCGUAUAUGUUCUCUCAAUGUCAGGCGAUUCAUGCCCGGUCUAUCUUUCCGUGUCAAGAUACACCUGACGUCAAGUCCACCAUUGAUUUCAACAUCUCGUCACCAUUACCCGUGAUUGCGAGUGGGCUGCCAGUCCGUGACUCAUCGGGGACGCCACCCCCCAACGACAGGACAGUGUAUCGCUUUCACCAGCGAGUGCCCAUUCCGAGCUAUCUUUUCGCUCUGGCCAGUGGUGAUAUUUCCGAGGCAGGAAUUGGACCCCGAAGUAUUGUUGCUAGCAGUCCCGACAAGCUCGGCGAAUGCCAAUGGGAGCUUGAAGCCGAUACGGAGAAGUUCAUCGAAGCAAUCGAGGGAAUUGUCUACCCAUACGCUUGGGGGAAGUACAAUGUCUUGAUCCUCCCACCCAGCUUCCCCUAUGGAGGAAUGGAGAACCCGGUUUUCACUUUCGCGACACCCAGUAUUAUCUCCAAGGACAGGGAAAACAUCGAUGUCAUUGCCCAUGAGCUUGCGCACAGCUGGAGUGGUAAUCUUGUGACCAAUGCUUCAUGGGAGCAUUUCUGGCUCAAUGAGGGUUGGACCACCUAUCUGGAAAGGCGGAUCCUCGCUGUGGUUCAUGGCGAGUCGUAUCGACACUUUUCCGCUAUUAUAGGCUGGAAAGCGCUCACAGAUUCUGUCGAGCAUUUCGGACAUGACCAUGAAUUCACAAAACUAGUCACAGAUUUGAAAGGCAAAGACCCUGAUGAUGCAUUCUCCAGUAUUCCAUAUGAGAAGGGAUUCAACUUUCUUUUUUAUCUGGAGAAUCUGAUUGGAAAGCAUAAAUUUGACCAGUUCAUACCUCAUUACUUCACAGUAUUCAAGGAGAAAUCCUUGGAUUCCUACGAGUUCAAAUCGACCAUGCUAGAUUUCUUCGAGUCUGACGCGGAAGCUUCCAAGCUCUUGAAUGAGCUUGAUUGGGACGGAUGGUUCUACGCGCCGGGCUUGCCUCCUAAGCCGGAGUUUGAUACUUCGCUAGUUGACGUUGUCUAUAGCCUUUCAAACAAGUGGAAGGCCCUUCCCGGCUCCCGUUUUAAACCACACCCUAGUGAUAUCGAUGACCUCACAGCCAAUCAGAUGGUUGUCUUCCUGGAGCAAGUGCUUCUCUUCGAGAGAUCACUGACACCAGAGUUGUCGAGGCUCAUGGGCGAUGUUUAUGGACUUGCAAAGAGCGAAAACAUAGAAGUCGCCAAUCUCUAUUUCCAAGUUGGCUUGAAAGCUGGUGACAGCAGUGUUAUUGGACCAACAACGAAACUGCUUGGCAGGAUUGGUAGGAUGAAGUUUGUGCGGCCUUUGUAUCGAAGCUUGCAGAAGAUUGAUCGACCAGUCGCCGUUGAAACCUUCGAGCAGAAUAAGGCCUUCUAUCAUCCUAUAUGCCGCGCCAUGGUCGAGAAGGACUUGUUUGGCAAGAAAGAUGCCUGAUUAUACUGCUAUCCUGUCAUUAUGCUUUUAGCAUUUGAUGCGACCCAGGGGGGUGGGUAACGUGGAUGCAACCAUUUCUUCAUACUAGGCGCACAUGUAAUGCAACUUUGAUCUACAUUUAGAGGACUUCUGAAUCGUCUGGACCAAAGAUUGUUCGCUGAAAUCGUCGGACAGGGCGGGACAUGGCCG